Aethina tumida (small hive beetle) is the source of this 7720-nucleotide messenger RNA. RefSeq names its product serine/threonine-protein kinase Tor (gene Tor). Gene Ontology annotation, cellular component: TORC2 complex; nucleus; TORC1 complex. Lineage: Eukaryota; Metazoa; Arthropoda; Insecta; Coleoptera; Nitidulidae. Gene Ontology annotation, molecular function: protein binding; protein serine/threonine kinase activity; protein-containing complex binding. Bases 124 to 7464 code for a protein of 2446 amino acids. The transcript has 16 exons. Gene Ontology annotation, biological process: negative regulation of macroautophagy; TOR signaling; protein phosphorylation. The record is from RefSeq and is a predicted model, not a curated record.
UCUAAAUAGGUCUUUGGUCUCCUCAUAAACAUAACCUACCAAAAAAUUUCUCUUUUAUGGUAGCAUUUCGCUAAGAUCGGAAAUGUUUGGUUGAUAAAAAGUGAUUGAAAAACGCGUACCAUCAUGUCGACGUCAGCGAUGCAAAAUUUCGUGACCAAUCUAAAAUCGAAGAACGAGCACGUUCGCCUCAAGAGUGCCCAAGAAUUAUCGCUGUACGUGAAGAGUGAACUGCGAGAGGCCGCACAAGAUGAAAUCACUAAUUUUGUCGAGGAAUUCAAUCAUCAGAUCUUCGAAAUGCUUACCAGCAACGAUGUCAACGAGAAAAAAGGGGGCAUCUUGGCCAUUGUGUGUUUUAUUGGGGCCGAUAUGGGCGACAUGGAUACAAGAAUCGCUAGAUUUACUAAUUAUUUGAGGAGUAUGUUGCCUUCGAAUGAUAUUGGUGUUAUGGAACUGGUUGUGAAAGCAACUGGCUUACUCACUGAAGUGUCUGGCACAAAGGCUUCUGAGUAUGUAGAGUUUGAAGUAAAUAGAGCUUAUGAAUGGCUUAGAGGAGACAGAAAUGAGGGAAAGAGACAUGCAGCAGUCCUCAUGUUAAAAGAACUGGCCAUCACAACACCCACGUGUUUUUACCAGCAAGUCUCCCAGUUCUUCGAGCUGAUAUUUUACGCAGUGCAAGAUCCAAAACCGGCGAUCAGAGAAGGCGCAAUCGACGCACUCCGUGCCGCAUUGGUCGUCGUAGCCCAGAGAGAAAUAGCGAAAGAAAAACAGAAAACGUCGUGGUACAAACAAUGCUACGACGAAUCCGGUAAAUUGUUGACCGUUGAACGUGGCGAACGGAUCAGGGACGAACGCAUUCACGGUUCGCUGUUGAUUUUGAACGAGCUUCUUCGUUUUUCGAACGCCCAUUGGGAGAAGAGGUACACGCAACUCUUGGACAGCACAGAUCCGACCAACUCGAUGGAAUUCGAACAGUUCACAUUCGACCGGCCGUUGUUCAUGUAUGACAUGCCGAAAAAAACGGUCACGCAUGUCCUGCCCAAUUUACAACCCGAGAAACUGAUUAUACUGGAGUCAUUCAUUUGUAGGCAACUGGUAUUAGAUAAAUUCGAGUUUAUAUGUUUGGACGUAUUAGCGCAACGUUUUGCUACGAAGUAUGUGUUAAUUAGUGGUUACAUACCGGGAUGGUUAAUUUCUUUUUGUUACAGGGCUAGUUUUGUUCAACAAACUUUGCUGGCAAUUUUGCCGAGGUUGGCUGCGUUCGAUAAAACAAUGUUUGUGACUGAACACUUACCAUCCACUAUGACUUAUCUUUUUAACAUUUUACAAGGCCGAGAAAAAAAUAAGCUGCAAGCGUUUGUCACAAUUGGUCUUAUUGCGAUCGCUGUCGAGGAACAAAUAAGUCCAUACGUAGAUAAAAUAAUGGAACAAAUCAAAAUAACACUUCCCAGAGUCGAGUCUACGUUAAAAAAGCGCACUCCCAUUGAUUCGUGCGUCUUCAAGUGCAUCACAUUCCUGGCGCGUGCCCUAAAGAGCCACGACAAAAUGGAAAUACCACAACUGCUGGAUCAAAUGUUGGCUACCGGGUUGACACAGUCUCUGACUGUCUGUCUGAGAGAGUUGGCCAAAAGGGCUCCUGAGCACAAGGAAAAAAUAAGUUUAGGCCUCCUGAAGAUGCUCUCGGUGAUCCUUCUCGGCAAGAACCUGACGCAUCCGGGUAUGCCACGCCAUCUCGCCAUAAACGUCUCUUCGCUGGGUGGCAGCGUCGAGAACUCCACCCAGAUAAUAGUUUUGGCGUUGCACACGUUGGGCACGUUCGAUUUCGAGGGCCAGCGUUUGUUACCGUUCGUCGAUCGUUGCGCCAAACAUUUCCUCAUUCACGAUCAGACGGAAAUUCGUUUGGAGGCGGUUAAAACGACGUGUCGAUUGUUGAGGCAUGCUAUACGUAGCACAACCAAGAACCCAUCAGAGAAUAUUUCGAAGACGGUCGGUUUUGUAUUAUACCGGCUGUUGGAAGUCGGACUCACAGACACGGAGGCCGCUGUACGGUAUGGGGUUCUUGUGUCUUUGGACUCCACGUUCGACCACCAUUUGGCUCAGGCGGAGUCUUUGGCGGCCCUCUUCGUUGCGCUUCAGGACGAGAAAUUUGAAAUACGUGAAGUGGCAUUGUUUAUGAUUGGUCGGUUGAGUUCCAUGAAUCCAGCCUACGUAAUGCCGUAUUUGAGGAAAACGCUGAUUCAACUACUGACCGAAAUGGAAUAUUCUGGCACCGGCCGCAACAAGGAGCAAGGUGCCAAAAUGUUGGAUCGACUCGUGGUUAGUGCUCCGAGACUUAUCAGACCAUACAUGGAACCCAUUCUUAAGGUUCUUGUUCCUAAACUGAAAGAACCGGAGCCCAACCCUGGCGUCGUCCUCUCGGUUCUGACGACUAUCGGUGAUUUGGCUGAAGUUACUGGCGGUGACUCCGAGUUGCAGGAUUGGAUGCCACAACUGAUGGACAAGCUACUAGAUAUACUGAACGAUGCGUCAGUGCCAGAGAAGCGUGGUGCCGCCCUCUGUACCUUGGCCAAGUUGGUUGGUGCCACUGGUCACGUUAUAAAGCCUUACAACAAUUAUCCGAGUCUGCUCGAUGUACUUAUCAAUUUUUUGAAGACAGAGCAACAGCCUUAUAUUAGAAGAGAAACCAUCCGAGUGUUGGGAUUGUUAGGUGCUUUGGAUCCUUACAAACAUAAAAUGAACCGCGGCGAGAUCGAUUAUCAACCUGAAGCUCCAAUUUUAAUCCCGAUGACGGAUAAGAACGUCGGUGACGAUGAAGGUUUGAAUUCUAGCGAGAUGCUGGUUACCAUGAGCUCCAGCACUCUUGAGGAGUAUUUCCUCGCUAUGGCUAUAUCGACUUUGAUGAAAAUAAUAAAGGACCCUGCUUUGUCGCAGCAUCAUACAAUGGUGGUACAGGCUGUUACCUUUACAUUUAAAAGUUUAGGAAUAAAAUGUGUUCCGUAUAUAGCUCAGGUGCUUCCCAGUCUGUUGAAUGUUGUCAGAACGGCUGACAUGACAUUCAGGGAGUUCCUGUUCCAACAACUCACCCAACUGAUUUCUAUUGUAAAACAACAUAUCCGUAAUUACUUAGACGACAUUUGUGACUUAGUAAAGGAAUUCUGGACGCCGAACAGUACAAUCCAAGCAACCAUAAUCAUGUUACUCGAGAACAUAGCCAGUGCCUUAGGUGCGGAAUUUAGGGUGUACUUGCCCCGCCUGAUACCUCAAAUCCUGAGAGUUCUACACCACGAUACAUCCAAGGACAGGAGGCAUACCAUAAGACUUCUGGAGUCGCUGCACAAGUUCGGAAACAAUUUGGAUGAUUACAUGCAUCUCAUAUUGCCUCCAAUAGUGAAAUUGUUCGAUGCUCACGACUGCCCUACCGCCGUUUCGAAACAGGCCCUGGAAACGAUCGAUCAGCUGGCCCAAAUCCUAGACUUCUCAAACUUCGUUUCGCGCAUCGUCCAUCCCUUGGUCCGGACCAUCGACAACUGUCCCGAAUUGCGACCAACCGCUCUCGAAACGCUGUGUUCGUUGGUGAUGCAAUUGGGUAGAAAAUUUAAGACCUUCGUUCCCAUGGUUAACAAGGUGCUGCAAAAGCACAAGAUCCAGUACAAGGAUUGGGACCUGCUAGUGUCGAAGAUUCAGAAGGAUACCACCAUGGCCGAGGAUUGGGAUCUAUCAAGACCUCGUGGUAAACCGAAGAGUCGCGCGGAAGCCGAAGUGGUACCCGACAGCACGACGAUACAGAGGCUCAAAGUGUCUGAACUUAAUCUCCAACAAGCCUGGACGCAAGACAGGAGAGUUUCCAAGGACGAUUGGUUAGAAUGGUUGAGACGUUUGAGCACCGAACUUCUUAAGCAGUCGCCCAUUCCGGCUUUAAGAUCGUGUUACCCACUAGCUUCCACUUAUUCACAACUGCCGCGUGAUCUCUUCAACGCGGCGUUUGUCAGCUGCUGGACGGAACUGAGCGAGAACACUCGAAAAGAACUUAUGCAAUGUCUGCAGAAGGCCCUGACUGUGGAUGUGCCAGAAAUUACCCAAACCAUACUUAAUUUGGCAGAGUUCAUGGAGCACUGUGACAAGGGUCCGUUGCCUUUGGAACUUGAGCUUUUGGGUGAACAAGCUAUGCGAUGCAGGGCUUACGCGAAAGCUCUGUACUACAAAGAAGAAGAGUUCCAGAGGGCAACGACAGAAGAACAAAGCGCCCAAAUUGUCGAAGCGUUGAUUUCGAUCAAUAACAAACUACAACAAAAAGAAGCGGCCGAAGGCCUCCUUCAACACGUAAUGCAAAAGGGCGGAAGCCAAGUACAGAUCAGAUGGUACGAAAAGCAACACAACUGGGACAAAGCACUCAGAUUGUACCAAGAGAAAGACUCCGGAGAGUUUGAUGAAGAAGCAUGUCUAGGUCAAAUGAGAUGUUUGGAGGCACUUGGUGAAUGGGAUAGUUUGCACUCUCUCGUCGAGGAAAAAUAUACGUUGCUUUCAGAGGAUAAUGUGUUGAAGGCUAGUCGAAUGGCUGCCAUCUCAGCGUUUGGACUACAUAACUGGGAAUCCAUGGAACAAUACCUUAGCGUAAUUCCCGAAGAUACGAUGGACGGAUCCUUUUAUAGAGCUAUUUUGAACAUACACAAAGAGGAAUACAAGAAGAGUCAGGAGUACAUUGAUAUGGCUCGCGACCUCUUGGAUACUGAAUUGACUGCGAUGGCUGGUGAAUCUUAUCAAAGAGCCUAUGGUGCUAUGGUUCAGGUGCAAAUGUUGUCCGAACUUGAAGAGGUUAUGCACUACAAGCUUGUGCCUGAAAGGAGACAAACUCUAAAAGAGAUGUGGUGGCAGCGACUACAGAGUGGUCAGCGACUGGCCGAAGACUGGCAACGAAUCAUACAAAUUCACUCUCUUGUACUGCAGCCACACGAGGACAUUCACACUUGGUUGAAAUAUGCGUCGCUGUGCAGAAAAAGCGGAUCAGUUAUGCUAUCGCAUAAAACGCUGGUAAUGUUAAUGGGUUAUGAUCCACAAACGGAUCCAAACAAACCUCUACCUAUAACCCAACCGCAUGUAACCUUUGCAUAUACGAAACAUUUAUGGGCCACCGACAAAAGGCCACAGGCGUUCAAUAAGCUGUCCCUCUUCCUAAAACAGUUUGACCGAGAAGACACUGACGACCAUCUAGAAAGUGAAGACAAAAGGAAAUUGCUGGCAAGAUGUUAUUUGAAAUUGGGCAGCUGGCAAGAGUCACUGGAAGGAAUAUCCCGCACCUCGAUUGUGCCUGUACUUAGGUCGUACCAACAAGCCACGGAAUUCGAUCCUCAGUGGUAUAAGGCUUGGCACGCUUGGGCUUACAUGAACUUCCAAACUAUUAAAAAGUACAAAGAUAAAGUUACAGCCGAUACACAGCUCGAGACUUUGGUUCGGCAGGACUUCCAAGACGACGAAACUAUGGAUCACACUAAGUUAAUAGUGUCUGCUGUACAAGGUUUCUUCAGGUCUAUAAACUUGUCAAAGGGGAGUUCUUUGCAAGAUACUUUGCGUCUAUUGACCUUAUGGUUUGAUUUUGGUCAAAUGCCACAAGUUUCUGACGCUUUGGUGGAAGGUAUAAGACUGGUCGAAAAGAACACAUGGCUGCAAGUUAUUCCACAAUUGAUAGCCAGAAUCGACAGUAACACAAUUCAUUUAAUCCAUCGUUUAUUAGUAGAUAUAGGAAAGACUUUUCCUCAAGCGUUGGUGUAUCCGCUUACGGUGGCAGCAAAGAGCAAUUCCACUUGGAGAAAGUGUGCAGCAAACAAGAUUUUGACUUCGAUGAGUGAGCAUUCUCCGACACUCGUUAAUCAAGCGAAGGUCGCCUCAGAAGAACUAAUCAGAGUCGCCAUAUUGUGGCAUGAAAUCUGGCAUGAGGGUCUCGAAGAAGCGUCUAGAUUGUAUUUCGGUGAAAGGGACGUGGAUGGUAUGCUUAGAAUUUUAGAACCACUGCAUAGAAUGAUGGAGAGAGGACCUCAGACUUUAAAGGAAACGAGUUUCAAUCAGGCGUACGGCAGGGAUUUACAAGACGCCCACGAUUGGUGCCAACGAUUCAGAAUUUCCGGCAACACUCGUGAUUUAAAUCAAGCCUGGGAUCUAUAUUACCACGUUUUCAGAAGAAUUUCGAGACAGCUACCUCAAAUUACUUCUCUGGAGUUGCAAUACGUUUCGCCCGAGCUCCAACGAUAUAAAGAUAUGGAGCUGGCUGUGCCGGGCAGUUACGCUCCUGGUCAACCUUUGGUGCGAAUUUCCGAAUUUAACAGGUCCCUCGAAGUCAUCACCUCAAAGCAACGUCCAAGAAAACUCAUCAUUCGUGGCAGUAAUGGAAAAGAUUACAUGUUCUUGUUGAAGGGUCAUGAAGAUCUCAGACAAGAUGAAAGAGUAAUGCAACUAUUCGGAUUGGUCAACACUCUUUUGUUGAAAGAUCCAGAAACGUUCAGGCGCAAUCUUACAAUCCAAAGAUACGCCGUGAUACCGUUAAGUACAAAUUCGGGUUUGAUCGGUUGGGUGCCCCACUGUGAUACAUUGCAUACGCUUAUUCGUGAUUAUAGAGAAAAGAAAAAAAUCCUGUUGAACAUCGAGCACAGAAUCAUGCUCAGAAUGGCGCCUGAUUACGAUCAUCUCACUGUCAUGCAAAAGGUGGAAGUGUUUGAGCACGCCUUGGAAAACACGCAUGGUAAUGAUUUGGCAAGGUUGUUGUGGCUGAAAAGUCCGUCCUCCGAGGUGUGGUUUGAUCGCAGAACAAAUUACACCAGAUCCUUGGCAGUCAUGAGCAUGGUCGGUUAUAUUUUGGGUCUUGGAGACCGUCAUCCGUCGAAUUUGAUGUUGGAUAGGCUUAGUGGGAAAAUUCUUCACAUAGAUUUCGGCGAUUGUUUCGAAGUAGCGAUGACUAGAGAGAAAUUCCCCGAAAAAAUUCCGUUCCGGCUUACAAGGAUGCUCACGAAAGCCAUGGAGGUGACUGGAAUCGAAGGAACAUACAGAAGUACAUGCGAAUCUGUGAUGUCGGUGUUGCACCGAAACAAAGACAGUCUAAUGGCGGUCCUGGAAGCUUUUGUGUAUGAUCCUUUGUUAAAUUGGAGAUUAAUGGAUACUACGACAAGGAAUAAUCCCGGUGAUGAUGCGACAUUUUCGACGGCCACGUCACAUGAUCAAAAUUCUAUUGAAAGUUUGACAAUGACCAUUGGUAAGAGAACUGUUUUACUUUCCGACGUGGACGAUGACUCUCAGCCAGAAGCGGUUAAUAAAAAAGCAGUGACAAUUAUUAAUAGAGUUAGGGACAAGCUGACUGGACACGAUUUCAGUCAUGAGGAGGAAUCGUUAACUAUUCAAAAGCAAGUUGAUUUAUUGAUUCAGCAGGCCACUAGUAAUGAGAAUUUAUGUCAAUGUUAUAUUGGCUGGUGUCCAUUCUGGUAGAAUGGAUUUUUAUUGGUUACUUUUUUUUUGUAAAACAUUUUAUUAUAUACACCCAAGCUAUUGUUUUACCUCUUUAUUUUUGCAUAUAUUUUUUUCACAAGCUAGUAGGCUGUAAAUAAGGCUAAAUAGAAUUUAUAAGUUUUAAUAUACAAACUUUAUAAUUAAUGGGAUAUAUUAUACCAAGUUUUAUUAUUGUAUUAUUAUUUGAUGAAAUUAUUGUAAAAUUCUUAAUACUUAAUAAAAAAUUUGAACAAAA